AUGCCCAACGCCUCUAAAUCCAACAAGCCCGCGGCGGGUAAGACGACCCGCAGCGCCAUCGCCGACGUCGUGGCGCGCGAGUACACGAUCCACAUGCACAAGCGAGUACACGGCGUGGCGUUCAAGAAGAGGGCGCCGAGAGCUAUCAAGGAGAUUCGGGAUUUUGCCCAGAAGGCUAUGGGCACCAAGGAUGUGCGCCUCGAUCCGCAGCUCAACAAGAAGGUCUGGGAGUCCGGCGUCAAGGGCGUGCCGUACAGGCUGCGCGUGCGCAUCUCGCGGAAGCGUAACGACGAGGAGGGUGCCAAGGAGAAGCUGUACAGCUACGUGCAGGCGGUCAACGUGAAGAACCCGAAGGGGCUGCAGACGGCUGUUGUUGAGGAUGCGUAG
Messenger RNA from Coniosporium apollinis CBS 100218, 387 nucleotides. RefSeq names its product large subunit ribosomal protein L31e. Gene Ontology annotation, biological process: cytoplasmic translation. Gene Ontology annotation, cellular component: ribosome; cytosolic large ribosomal subunit. Lineage: Eukaryota; Fungi; Ascomycota; Dothideomycetes. The coding region runs from base 1 to 387 and encodes 128 amino acids. The transcript is spliced from 3 exons. The record is from RefSeq and is a predicted model, not a curated record. Gene Ontology annotation, molecular function: structural constituent of ribosome.